AUGAAGUCAGAAAUUACACACAGAAUUAUCCAUUUGGAUAAAUCACAAGCUGGUUUAAUUAGAAUUCCAAUCGGAAGAUCAAGUCGUGGGGAUGAUAAUCAAAGAGUUGAAUCAAUUGAUAAUUUAUAUUUUGAUGAAAGAACUGUAUCUAAAAUUCAUGCUUAUAUUGAAAUUAAUUUUGAUCAAAUCUCAUCUCAAGGUUAUCCUUCACUGGUUUUCAUUGAUAAUGGCUCUCAACAUGGUGUUGUUUGGAAUGAUAAAAGAUUACCAAAAAAUACAAGAUUUAGUUUAAAAAAUAAUGAAAUUGUUGGUCUUGUUGAUCUGUUAAAUAAAAAUCAAUUCAUUAAUACUGAUACUUCUUCUUCUUCUGAUGAAACUGAUGAAUCCAAUACUAUCAAUCAUGAUACUGUUUAUUAUUCUAUUGAUAAUUCAUGGCAAAAUGCUUCUAUUAAAGAAACAAGAAUCAAAUUACAAAUUGGUAUUUUAAAGAAUAAUAAUGAUUCUUUUGAUUUAAUUGUUGAUAAAUUGAAACGUGUUCCAUCAUUAAUUGAAACUAAACCAAUAAUUGAUCAAGUUAAUGCUAAUGAAAUGGAUGGUUCUUUGAGCUCUUCUGUUGAAGAAGUUUUCGAUAAUAACAAUCAAUAUGAUUUUUUAAAAUAUCAUGAUGAUGAAGGAAAUAUCUCUGAUUCUUAUGAAUCAGAAUUAGAAAAUGAAAUUCAUUUGGAUAAAACUUUAGAAAUUCCUGAGUUUAGUGAAGAUGAAAGUGUUGUUUUUGAAAAUGAAAAUGUUGAAUUUACAGAUCUUGAUGCUUUUGAUGAUGAAUUAAAUGAGUUAGAUGAAUUGGAUCAAGAUCAAGAGUUAGAUGAAUUGGAUCAAGAUCAAGAAUUAGAUUUUUCCAAAAAUAAGAGAAAAUUUGAUGAGAUUGAAGAAACAUUAUCUGAAAUUGAUCAAUAUAGUGAUUUUAAUGAAGAAUUAAAUGAUCAAGAAGAAGAAGAAGAACAUGAUAAUUACAAUAUCCAGUCAAGAAACGCAGAUGGUAUUGAUAAAUCAACUCUCAAAAAUGAAAUCAAUUUAUCUGAUGAACAACCAUUAUUAAAGAAGAAGAAGACUGAUUCAAAUAAUAAAAUUUCUUCUCAUCUUUUAAGUGGAUUUGCUGGUUUGAUUUUUGGAGCUGGAUUGACCUUUUUUGGUCUUGCUUCAAUGGGUGAAUCACUUCUUGAAAAUUCUGUUUAG
Molecule: messenger RNA, 1233 nt
Organism: Hansenula ciferrii
Lineage: Eukaryota; Fungi; Ascomycota; Saccharomycetes; Phaffomycetales; Wickerhamomycetaceae
Product: Histone-lysine N-methyltransferase
Exons: 1
Coding region: 1-1233 (410 amino acids)
Molecular function (GO): protein binding
Source: RefSeq, a predicted model, not a curated record